Messenger RNA from Pipistrellus nathusii (Nathusius's pipistrelle), 714 nucleotides. The record is from the annotation of a GenBank genome assembly. Lineage: Eukaryota; Metazoa; Chordata; Mammalia; Chiroptera; Vespertilionidae.
AUGGCUGCUGUGCUGCGCCGCCCGGAGCCUUGGAACCGCGUGUCAAUCCCAAAGGCUGGGAACCGCAGCGCGGUGACUGUGCUGGAUCCCUGCGCGGCCCUGGACCUUUGUAUUGCAGCUGUACUUAGAGAAUGCUGGCUUGUUACCCUGUCACUGAAGAGCCAGACCUUAGAUGCAGAAACAGAUGUGCUGUGUGCAGUCCUUUACAGCAAUCACAACAGAAUGGGCCGCCACAAGCCCCAUUUGGCCCUCAAACAGGUUGAACAGUGUUUAAAACGUUUGAAAAACAUGAAUUUGGAGAGUUCAAUUCAGGAUCUGUCUGAGUUGUUUUCUUUCAAGGUUCUCUAUAAAGGUGUUUUAAAAAGGCUGAUUUCUUUAUAUGAGCCAUUGUUUGGAUUGCUUCAGGAGGUCUCAAGGAUUCACCCAUUGCCUUACUUCAAAGAUUUUACCUUUCCUUCUGAUAUUGUUGAAUUUUUAGGACAGUCUUAUUUAGAGGUCUUUAAGAAAAAAAUGCCUACAGCUUUUGCAGCUAAGGGAGUAACUAAAUUGCUAAAUAAACUGUUCUCAACAAAAGAACGAUCACUGAGGUGCAGUGAAGAAACUUCACAUAGGAGUUCCAAUAAAGCUAAUCAAAUGAAGAUCAAUGUACAGAAUAAUGUGGAUCUUGGAGAGCCAGUAAAGAAUAAGAAAAUCUUCAAAGAUAAUAUGCUUUGA